Molecule: messenger RNA, 900 nt
Organism: Ilex paraguariensis (yerba mate)
Lineage: Eukaryota; Viridiplantae; Streptophyta; Magnoliopsida; Aquifoliales; Aquifoliaceae
Source: the annotation of a GenBank genome assembly
AUGGGGAGAGGUAGGGUUGAGCUGAAGAGAAUAGAGAACAAGAUCAACAGGCAAGUGACCUUCGCUAAACGAAGGAAUGGUCUUUUGAAGAAAGCUUAUGAGCUUUCUGUCCUGUGCGAUGCUGAAGUCGCCCUGAUCAUCUUCUCCAAUAGAGGAAAGCUCUUCGAGUUUUGUAGCAGCCCAAGUAUGCUCAAAACACUAGAGAGGUAUCAAAAGUGCAACUAUGGAGCACCGGAAACGAAUGUAUCCAUGAGGGAGGCCCUGGAAAUAAGCAGUCAGCAGGAGUAUUUAAAACUUAAAGCGCGUUACGAAACACUACAACGAACCCAAAGGAAUCUUCUCGGAGAGGAACUUGGCCCUUUAAACAGCAAGGAGCUUGAGUCGCUGGAGAAGCAGCUCGACAUUUCACUCAAGCAUAUCAGAUCAACGCGGACUCAAUACAUGCUGGAUCAGCUCUCAGAUCUUCAAAGAAAGGAACAAGCACUUACUGAAGCAAACAGAACACUGAGACAAAGGCUGAUGGAAGGAAACCAAUUAAGUUCGUUUCAGUGGAAUCCACAUGCACAAGAUGCGGGGUAUGGCCGACAACUAGCUCCACCCCAGGGUGAUGCCUUCUUUCAUCAAUUGGAGAGUGAACCGACACUACAAAUUGGAUUCCAGCAUGAUCCAAUAACAGUUGCAGCAGCAGGCCCCAGUGUGAAUAAUUACAUGCCAGGAUGGUUGCCAUGAAACAAAACAGCAAAACAAGCCAUGGUAUGCUUCUUCCCAUAAGAAUCAGCAAAUCCAAUGUUUUGUGUGAGUUAUUGAAGAUAAAGACAUGUAAUGAUAUUAUUCCUAUAAGACAGUCCUAUUAUAACUCCAUAAGUAAUGCUGGAUGCAUGCUCUAUCACUGAAUUUCUU